This is a messenger RNA of Trichomonas vaginalis G3, 1046 nucleotides long. RefSeq lists its product as uncharacterized. The transcript has a single exon. NCBI's taxonomy places the organism in Eukaryota, Parabasalia, Trichomonadida, Trichomonadidae. The annotation marks the transcript as partial. The record is from RefSeq and is a predicted model, not a curated record.
AUGGUUGACUCCGACUCAGACAUUUUGAAUGCAAUUGAAGGAAUUGCAAGUGUCAAGUUCGAAUGGUACCAACCUAACCCUCAAGCAGUCAGACAACAUGCUGGAUACUUUCCGUUCAUAAAUAAGUCUGACAUUGACUUGACAAGGUAUGGAAUUUACAAUUCAAUUGAAACAAUUGUCAAUGAACCUUGUAUUCUUACAUGUCUCAGGAACUCUGGUCUUGUUUCAGAAGAGAAGAUGAAGUAUCUUGAGUCAUGUGUGAAGACAAGGUACAUUCUCAGAGGUCAAUUGGCAAAAAUUGCACCGUUGGCAAAUGUCAAUAUCCGAGUCAACAUACCUACAGCUAAAGGUUCUUCACAUGACGACUAUGUUGUUGACAAAGACUUACCAUGGUUGAAGAUUGUAAUUGUCCACAACCACUUCAUGUUGAACGAAAGUCUUACAAACCCAUUGUUCGGAAAAGGCAAGUGCAACAUUGUCAGAGCUGUAAACAUUCUUUUCGAGAAAGGUUUGUUGGAACCAAUUCCAGAUGACAAGCUGACAGAAACUUUUGUACCAAAAGACGAAACAAACUUUUCACUGUUAGCAAGACCAAAAGUUGUUCCAGACAAAGUUCUAGUACAAAAGAAGUACACAAUUCCACAAGGAGUUGGAUUGUUCGGAUACCAACCUGAACCAGAAGAACUUCCAAUGAGGUUGCAAGAACUUCAAGAUGCUAUAAACAAACUUCCAUUGAGACAUCCAAUUGACGUCAAAUUGUAUUGGAGAGCAUCUGAGUUAGGUCAGAAGGUUUUAUAUGAAACAGGUUGCUUCGACGAUGUUUAUGAGAUAACAGGAGAAGUUUCUCAGAAGAUAAGAGACUCACUUGAAUUUCCACAAACUGGACCAAUUGGUUGCGACAAGUUCGACUCAAACGAAAAGAUAUACUAUGUCGACCUUAACGCUGCGUACAUGAGGUUUGUCCAAUAUAUUCCGACUGGAAUUCCAAACGAAGAUGGUGAGUUCCCGGGAAGGAACUAUACAGUUGGAAAAGUCAUACAACAACU